UUGAUGUAAACAGAACGGGACCACCCAUGUACCUAUGACAUGACGAACAUAACGUGCCAAUUGCUUCAUAACAAAAUAAAUUGCAAUGGCACAAUAUUUGUGGAAGAAGAGGAACCGCUCACAUACAACGAUGAAUGGUUUUGGAUAUAUCUGGGCAUUUACGUGGGUCUUGUUUUAGUUGCAGGGCUGAUGUCAGGAUUAACUAUGGGUCUUCUCUCCCUGGAUCUAAUGACCCUUAAAAUAAUGAAGGAAGGGGGAACACAAAAACAGCAGAAACAGGCCAAGAAGAUCCUCCCCAUUGUGAAGAAACAUCACCUCCUCCUGGUAACCUUACUGCUGGCCAAUGCUGCUGCCGUGGAAGCCAUGCCAAUCUUCUUAGAUAGAAUCUCUAGUCCUGUGAUAGCCAUUCUUGUAUCUGUCACUGCUGUACUAAUAUUUGGCGAGGUUGUUCCACAAGCAAUAUGUACCAGAUUUGGACUGGCUAUAGGAGCAACAUUAGCCCCAAUUGUCUAUGUGCUGAUGGCCCUCCUAUUUAUAGUGGCCUGGCCAUUGUCCAAGCUUUUAGACUGUGUUCUUGGUGAAGACCAUGGGACUUUUUUCCGUCGAGCCCAGCUCAAAGUUCUUGUAGAUCUGCAUGGUCCCAAUUCUGAAGCCAAUAUACAUCACACACAAGAUGAAGAGGAUGAUGAACCGCUGACCAUUGAUGAAGUUUUAAUUAUUAAGGGUGCCCUUGACAUGAAGAAUAAAACAGUGAAGGAUGCCAUGCUGCCCCUUUGUGAUGUGUUUAUGGUUGAUGCUGAUGCAGUGAUGGACAAAUCUACUAUGUCUAAGAUUCUCCAUCAAGCUCACUCUCGAGUUCCUGUUUAUGAACAUCAUGCCAGUAAUGUGGUAGGCCUCCUACUGGUAAAAAACUACAUCAUGUUAAACCCAGAGGACAAAACCCCAGUCCGAGAACUCCUGAAGAAUGAAUGCACUGGAAACCUGUUGCACGUCAAUGACGACAUGCCUCUGUAUGAUCUAUUAAACAUGUUCCAAACAGGAAAAAGUCACUUAGCAUUUGUGAGAAAACACACACAAGUAACAGAGACAGAUGAAGGAUAUGAAGUGGAAUGUCUACCAGAGUCAAACGAGAUCAUUGGAAUAAUAACCUUGGAGGAUGUCAUAGAGGAAUUAAUUCAGGAGGAGAUAAUCGAUGAGACAGACGUUUACGUAGAUAUACACCAAAGAAUACAGGUCGCCAGGGCAAAGUCCGCUAGGAGAAAUAUGCUUAUUCGACUACACUCCCGCGAACAUGACAGGAGUAAUCUCCCCUCUGCCAGUACUGAGUUAGAUGAUUUAGCCUGUCAGGCGAUGAUAAAAAGUAAAUCACAGCCGGCCUUGAAGAGGUCCCCCAUAAAGAGGAUGGUGUCAGGGUCCCUCCCAGAGGACAGCAACAUGCACCCCCCACAGGAAGACGAUGACCAAGCUCCUCUUCUACGCAGUGUGGUCUUCACCUGAACGCAACUACUGUACAAACUUCCAACUACAUUAUACUGUAGAACUUCUGAUCUACUGAUCAAGUUCUUCUUCUACAGCCUGGUUUUCACCUGUACAGAACUACUGUAGAUAGUUCCUCACAUAUAGAUCAAUAUUAUACUGUAAAAAUUCCUUUUGUUGAUGUAAUUUACAGUAAAACUUCUUGGUGCAUUAUUUAAUUGGUGUUUAAGUUACAUGUAAUUGCCAUGAAGACCUAGAUGGCUAUGUAUUUAUGCAGAUAUAGAUAAGUGUAAGAUUCCCUUACUCAGUUCUAAAUAGCUGUAAUCACCUUCAUAUUGUAUAUUACAAUCAUUCAGAAUAGAUAUAAAUUACUGUAAAGCAUCUUUAUUGAGUACUAGAAAGCUGUAGACAUUCCUUAUACUGAUUUUGAUUACAGUAAACUUUUUUAGAACUUUUAAUUGUUGUAAAACUUCUCUUAAUUCAGAGUCUUUUAGGUCAAUGCAACAUUUUAUUUAGAUAAUAGAUUUCUUGAGACAGAGUGAAAUAAGUGCAAAAUUGUUUUUAUACAACUUAUGAAUGUAAAAAUUAUAUUUACAAUAUUUAACUGUGAUAAUUAGACAUAAUAUAAAAGCAACCAUCAUUAUUGUUCUUAUGUCUGAUUUUCACUACCGGUAUUUUGAAAUCUGAUUUGUACAAUUUAAACAGAUUAAGGGGCCACAAUUGCAAAUGUAAACAUGACUUUGUUCUUUUUUUCUUUUUAUCUGCAUGUGUAUUUCCUUUUAUAUCUAUAUGUAUGGAUUAUAUAUCAACAUAUGAAGAGUUCAUACAUGUAUUAUCAAGAUGGUUACAAAUUUAUAAGUACUUAUGAGUUCUACAAACUUUGUUUUCAUUAUUUUUAAAUUACUGGGUGUACUUUUUCUAUUUAUAUAUAUCCUUAUUAUUUUUAGUGCCAAUAUUUGUU
Saccostrea echinata is the source of this 2437-nucleotide messenger RNA. RefSeq lists its product as uncharacterized. Gene Ontology annotation, cellular component: intracellular membrane-bounded organelle. Gene Ontology annotation, biological process: magnesium ion homeostasis. Bases 40 to 1497 code for a protein of 485 amino acids. The record is from RefSeq and is a predicted model, not a curated record. Lineage: Eukaryota; Metazoa; Mollusca; Bivalvia; Ostreida; Ostreidae. The transcript is spliced from 10 exons.